AUGCAGAACAGAACUGGUCUUGUUCUCUGUGCCCUUGCCCUCCUGAUGGGCUUUCUGAUGAUCUGUCUGGGGGCCUUCUUCAUUUCUUCAGGAUCGAUAUUCAACUGUCGAGGGAAUCUGAUCCUGGCCUAUAUGCUCCUGCCGCUGGGGUUUGUGAUCCUCCUGAGUGGAAUUUUCUGGAGCACCUACCGCCAGGCAAGGGAAAGCAAAGGGGUGUUCACCCAUGUGCUCAGAAGACACCUUUCUCAUGGGGCACCCCUGGCCACAGUCGACAGGCCAGAUUUCUACCCUCCUGCAUAUGAAGAGAGUCUUGAUGCCGAGAAGCAACCUUGUCCUGCAGGGGGCGAGGCCUUGGGCGUUCCUCCUCCUCUGUACACAGAGAUGGGCCUUGAAUUCGAGGAUGCGACGGAUGCCCGCCCAGAGGCCCCCCCUUCCUAUGAGGAGUCUGUAGCAGGCAGGGCGCCGGCAGCCACACCAUUGCAGGAUGCCGAGAGGCAGAGCCAGGGAUGCUGA
Molecule: messenger RNA, 513 nt
Organism: Ailuropoda melanoleuca (giant panda)
Lineage: Eukaryota; Metazoa; Chordata; Mammalia; Carnivora; Ursidae
Gene: TMEM252
Product: transmembrane protein 252
Exons: 2
Coding region: 1-513 (170 amino acids)
Source: RefSeq, a predicted model, not a curated record